CGCCCCCUGGGCCCGGGACGGUGCCCCCAACAGUGCCCUGGCCGCAGAGCCUCCACUGCGGCCCGAUGAAUGGAGUCGCCUUCUGCCUGGUCGGGAUCCCGCCGCGUUCGGAGCCCCGGCCCCCGCAGCUUCCACUGGGCCCACGAGAUGGGUGCUCUUCUGGGCGCCCCCUCCCCUGGCAGGGGCCGAGGACAUUGCUGCUGCGUAAGAAUCUCCAGGAUGGCUUUGGCUUCACCCUGCGCCACUUCAUCGUGUACCCGCCCGCGUCAGCCGUACACUGCAGCCUGAAGGAGGAAGAGAAUGGAGGCCGAGGCCGCGGAGGAGGAGGAGGAGGAGGACCCUCCUCCCGGCACCGCCUGGAGCCCAUGGACACCAUCUUCGUGAAGAAUGUGAAGGAUGGAGGCCCUGCCCAUAAGGCGGGGCUUCGUACAGGAGACCGGCUGGUGAAGGUGAACGGAGAGAGCGUCAUUGGGAAGACAUACUCCCACGUCAUAGGUCUGAUCCAGAACAGUGAUGACAUCCUGGAGCUCUCCAUCAUGCCCAAGGAUGAAGACAUCCUCCAGCUGGCCUACUCCCAGGAUGCCUACCUGAGGGGCAACGAGCCAUAUUGUGGAGAGGCCCGCAGCAUCCCAGAACCACCUCCACUCUGCUACCCACGGAAGACCUAUGCCCCACCAACCCGGGCCCCUGCCUGGGCCACUAUGGUGCCUGAGCCCAUCGCAGCGCUCCCCACGGAUCCCCGGAGUCCUGCUGCCUGGAGUGACCCAGGGUCCCGUGUUUCAUCUGCCACCCGUGCCCACCUGGACAGCUCUUCAUUGGGGAUGAGCCAGUCCCGUCCAAGCCCUGGUGCCUUUCCCCACCUCCCCUCAGAGUCCCGGACGCCCCGUGCCUUCCCAGAGCCUGGCAGCCGGGUGCUUCCCAGCAGACUGGAGUGCCAGCAGGCUCUGUCACACUGGCUGUCAAAUCAGAUACCCCGCAGGGCGGGGGAGAGACGGUGCCCAGCCAUGCCACCUCGGGCCCGCAGUGCCUCCCAGGACCGGUUGGAGGAUGUGACUACCCACCACCCAUGGCCCUGCUCCACCUCCCAGGAUGCCUUGAGCCAGCUGGGCCAGGAGGGUUGGCACCGAGCUCGCUCAGAUGAUUACCUGAGCAGGGCCACCCGCUCUGCUGAAGCACUAGGGCCAGGAGCACUGGUGUCACCUCGCCUUGAACGCUGUGGUUGGGCUCCCCAGCGUCCAUCUGCCCGCACCUCUGCUUGCCCUUCUCGGGACCUACCAGGGCCGCAGGCCCCUCCCCCCUCUGGCCUGCAGGGCCUGGAUGACAUCGGGUACAUUGGCUAUAGGAGCUAUAGCCCAUCAUUCCAGCGCCGGACUGGUCUCCUGCAUGCGCUCUCCUUCCGGGACUCUCCUUUUGGGGGACUUCCCUCCUUCAACUUGGCACAGUCUCCUGCAUCAUUCCCACCAGAGGCCUCCGAGCCACCUAGGGUUGUCCGGCCAGAUCCUAGCACUCGAGCUCCGGAGCCUCCCGCAGAGGAUCACCGCGAUGAAGUGGUCCUGAGGCAGAAGCCUCCAACGGGUCGCAAGGUCCAGCUGACCCCUGCGAGGCAGAUGAACCUUGGAUUUGGUAAUGAGUCCCCAGAACCAGAGGCCAGAGGGGAACGUCCUGGCAAGAAGGUGGCUCCUUUGGCUGCUACAGAAGAUUCCCUGGCUUCUAUCCCUUUCAUUGAUGAGCCCACCAGCCCCAGCAUUGACCUCCAGGCCAAGCAUGUCCCCGCUUCUGCUGUGGUCUCCAGUGCCAUGAACUCAGCCCCUGUCCUGGGCACCAGUCCAUCGUCGCCAACCUUCACCUUUGCCCUCAGUCGCCAUUACUCCCAGGAUUGCAGCAGCAUCAAGGCUGGCCGCCGCUCCUCCUACCUGCUGGCCAUCACCACAGAGCGCUCCAAGUCCUGUGACGACGGCCUCAACACCUUCCGGGAUGAGGGCCGAGUGCUCCGACGUCUUCCCAACCGUGUGCCCAGUCUACGAAUGCUGCGGAGCUUCUUCACAGACGGGUCUCUAGAUAGCUGGGGCACCUCUGAAGAUGUUGAUGCCCCCUCUAAGCGACACUCAACCUCUGACCUCUCAGAUGCAACUUUCAGUGAUGCCAGGAGAGAAGGCUGGCUGUAUUAUAAGCAGGUCCUCACCAAGAAGGGGAAGAAAGCGGGCGGCGGCCUGCGCCAGUGGAAGCGCGUCUAUGCCGUCCUGCGGGCGCGCUCGCUCUCGUUGAGCAAGGAGCGGCGGGAGCCCGGGCCGGCGGCUGCGGGGGCUGCGGCGGCCGGCGCAGGUGAGGACGAGGCGGCGCCCGUCUGCAUCGGCUCCUGCCUGGUGGACAUCUCCUACAGCGAGACCAAGAGGAGGCACGUGUUCCGGCUGACCACCGCUGACUUCUGUGAAUAUCUCUUUCAGGCUGAGGAUCGGGAUGACAUGCUGGGCUGGAUCAGAGCGAUCCGGGAGAACAGCAGGGCCGAGGGCGAGGACCCCGGCUGUGCCAACCAAGCUCUGAUCAGCAAGAAGCUUAAUGAUUAUCGCAAAGUGAGCCAUAGCUCUGGGCCCAAAGCUGAUUCCUCCCCUAAAGGCUCUCGGGGCCUGGGAGGCCUCAAGUCUGAAUUCCUCAAGCAGACUGCAGUCCGCGGCCUCAGAACUCAGGACCAGGCUGCAGGAAGCAAGGAAGACAGUGCUGCAGCUCCCAAAACCCCCUGGGGUAUCAACAUUAUCAAGAAGAACAAGAAAGCUGCCCCGAGGGCAUUUGGGAUCCGGUUGGAGGAGUGCCAGCCUGCCACGGAGAACCAGCGUGUCCCCUUGAUUGUGGCUGCCUGCUGCCGUAUUGUGGAGGCACGGGGGCUGGAGUCCACUGGCAUUUACCGAGUUCCUGGCAACAAUGCGGUGGUGUCCAGUCUGCAGGAGCAGCUCAACCGUGGGCCCAGUGACAUCAACCUGCAGGAUGAGCGCUGGCAGGACCUCAACGUGAUCAGCAGCCUGCUCAAGGCUUUUUUUCGAAAGCUGCCGGAGCCCCUCUUCACUGAUGACAAAUACAACGACUUCAUCGAGGCCAACCGGAUAGAAGAUUCCAGGGAGAGGAUGAAGACCCUUCGGAAGCUGAUCCGGGAUCUCCCAGGACACUACUAUGAAACGCUUAAAUUCCUCGUGUGCCAUCUCAAGACCAUUGCUGACCACUCAGAGAAAAAUAAGAUGGAGCCCCGGAACCUGGCUCUGGUCUUCGGGCCAACGUUGGUUAGGACAUCCGAAGACAACAUGACGGACAUGGUCACGCACAUGCCGGACCGCUACAAGAUCGUGGAGACGCUGAUCCAGCAUUCUGACUGGUUCUUCAGUGAUGACGAGGACAAAGGAGAAAGAACCCCUGUUGAUGACAAGGAGCCACAAUCAGUGCCCAAUAUUGAGUACCUCCUGCCCAACAUUGGCAGGACAGUGCCCCCCAGUGAUCCAGGCUCAGAUUCCACCACCUGUAGUUCAGCCAAGUCCAAGAGUUCGUGGGUCCCCAAGAAAGAGCCUUACGCCCGGGAGAUGCUGGCGAUCUCCUUCAUCUCUGCGGUCAACCGCAAACGGAAGAAGCGGCGGGAGGCGCGAGGCCUGGGCAGCAGCACCGACGAUGACUCCGAGCAGGAGGCGCACAAGGCUGCGGCUGGGACGCAGGAGCCAUCCGAAGGGCAGCUGCCUGGCCCCGCAGCCGACGAGGCCCCCGGUCGCCUCAGCCCCCCGACGGCACCGGACGAGCGGCCCGCGGCGGACACGCGCUCCAUCGUCUCGGGCUACUCCACUCUGUCCACCAUGGACCGGAGCGUGUGCUCGGGCACCAGCGGGCGGCGCGCGGGCGCGGGCGACGAGGCGGACGACGAGCGCAGCGAGCUGAGCCACGUGGAGACGGACACGGAGGGCGGCGCGGGCCCCGGGGGGCGCCUGUCGCGUCGGCCGUCCUUCAGCUCACACCAUCUUAUGCCGUGCGACACGCUGGCGCGCCGUCGCCUGUCUCGCAGCCGCGCGGAUGCCGAGGGUCCGGGCGCGGGGACGGGUCCCCGUGGUCCCGAGCCUCCCGGCUCGGCGUCGUCCAGCAGUCAGGAGUCGCUGCGGCCCCUGACGGCCGCCUCGGCACUCGGCUCCCGACCCUCACGCGUGGAAGCCUUGCGGCUGCGUCUCCGCGGCACGGCCGACGACAUGCUGGCCGUGCGGCUCCGGCGCCCACUGUCGCCCGAGACGCGGCGGCGCCGGAGCAGCUGGCGCCGCCACACGGUGGUGGUACAGAGCCCGCUGACCGACCUCAACUUCAACGAAUGGAAGGAGCUGGGCGGAGGGGGACCCCCGGAGCCUACAGGCGCGCGACCGCACGACAACAAGGACUCUGGCCUUAGCAGCCUGGAGUCCACCAAGGCACGGGCCUCAUCCGCCGCCUCACUGCCAUCGGGGGACCUAGGGGCCCUGCAGGGGCUGCCCCCACGCCGGUCAACUGCCGCCCGCCUCCACCAGUGUCUGUGACACCCUCGCCUAUCCCGGGGCUGCAGGAGCUCCUUGCUAGUUUGUACCCUCCCCAGCUGUCCCCAGUACUGCAGAGGGCCGGGAGUGGGGUGUAAUGGGUGGUGCUGGUGCUGCGGUCUGGA
Molecule: messenger RNA, 4651 nt
Organism: Acomys russatus (golden spiny mouse)
Lineage: Eukaryota; Metazoa; Chordata; Mammalia; Rodentia; Muridae
Gene: Arhgap23
Product: Rho GTPase activating protein 23
Exons: 24
Coding region: 66-4529 (1487 amino acids)
Biological process (GO): signal transduction
Molecular function (GO): protein binding
Source: RefSeq, a predicted model, not a curated record